Molecule: messenger RNA, 2120 nt
Organism: Myxocyprinus asiaticus (Chinese sucker)
Lineage: Eukaryota; Metazoa; Chordata; Actinopteri; Cypriniformes; Catostomidae
Product: E3 ubiquitin-protein ligase TRIM63-like
Exons: 10
Coding region: 157-1437 (426 amino acids)
Molecular function (GO): zinc ion binding
Source: RefSeq, a predicted model, not a curated record
AUGAGCUCGUGGAGGAGGGUGACGAACCGGUGUAACGCGCGGGUUCCUCACGGGGAGAUAGUGUCACAACUUAAAUUUCCUUUCUUUGCAGAAUCAUAAAAAUAAAAAGACCAACAAACUCCAGAGUGCGUUCGCCAACCGCGUGCGCUCCGCGUGAUGAGCGUGAGUUUGGAAUAUUCGUACCCCAGAAAGCGCGAGACCAUGGAUAGUUUGGAGAGGCAGCUGAUAUGCCCCAUCUGCCUCGAGAUCUUCACCAAACCGGUGGUAAUCUUACCGUGCCAGCACAACCUCUGCCGCAAAUGUGCCAAUGACAUCUUUCAGGCCUCAAACCCCUACUUGCCUACGCGGGGAGUCUCUUCAGUGGGCUCUGGCGGCCGGUUCCGCUGCCCAUCCUGUAGACAUGAAGUGGUUCUGGACAGGCAUGGCGUGUAUGGCCUGCAGAGGAACCUGUUGGUGGAGAACAUCAUAGAUAUGUACAAACAGGAAACCAGCAGCAGCAGCAAGCCAGAGCCAGAUGUGAAGAAUGAUGUGUUGAUGUGCGAGGAGCAUCAGGAUGAGAAGAUUAAUGUAUACUGUGUGACCUGCUCUGUUCCCACUUGUUCGUUAUGUAAAGUGUUUGGGAGUCAUCAAACCUGUGAAGUUGCUCCGCUCAAAUCUGUCUUUGAGACACAGAAAGCAGAGUUGUCUGAUGGUGUUGCUUUGUUGGUUGGAAACAAUGACAGAAUUCAGGGCAUCAUCAGUCAGCUGGAGGAGAGCUGUAAAGUCGUGGAGGAGAAUGGCCGUAGACAGAAGUCUCGUGUAUGUGAGUGGUUUGAUCGCCUGUACGCUUUGGUGGAGGAUCGCAGAGGAGAACUCGCACUGAAGAUCACCGCAGAACAACAGGAGAAACUUGAUUACAUCAAUGGCCUACAGCGCAGGUACAAAGAUCACCUGGAUAAUGCAGCCAAACUAGUGGAGACAGGAAUUCAGACUAUGGAGGAGUCUGAGAUGGCCAUCUUUCUGCAGAAUGCAAAGCCACUCCUACAAAAGAUAGCAGAAGGCAGAAAUGUGUCUCAUUUGGAAAAGGUGGAGCAUGGAUAUGAGAAUAUGGAUCAUUUUACAGCAAACUUCCAACAUGAAAGAAGAGCAAUACUCAGCAUAGACUAUAUCAGGGAUGGUGACGACGAUGAUGAUGAUGAUGAUGAUGAUGAUGAUGAUGAUGAAUUAGCAGGUGAUACUGUUAGCCCUGACAUUCAAACAUCUUCAGGAGUUACGCCAACCCCUUCCCCGCAGAGACAAAUUCCUAUGCCAAACUCUCCUCUUAUGGCAGCGGACUCCUCCCAGAUGUCAUCAAAACCCAACCAAUCAAUAAAUAUCACACCAGCAGAGAACAUGCCCUCUGCCACACCUACUCCAGACUCCAGUCACAGCCCUUCCACAGAUGUUUCUGCUCAGUGAGAGUCGGGGGAGAUAAAAGAUGGCCCAGUCCAGAGAGAGUUAAAUACAGACCUGAGACUACAUGUCUGUUACCAGAGUGUUUAUAUAGAGUGUUGUGCUGAAAAGUGGACCUGUCUUAUCUUUUAUGCUGCAAAGCAGACUUUUGGUUGAGUGUGAAGCUGCAAAGCGAUUAUUUUUGUUAAUAAAACUCUGACUUACGUGGACUGUGAAUACCGGCACCCACUUCCUCCUUUGAUCCAAAUACAAACCUUUGCUACAACGUGUUAACAUGAUUUUAGUGUUAUAAUCAUUUUAGAAAAUUAUAAGCUUCACAUUUUUGCCUUUAAACACUCCAAAAAUUGGCCCCAUUCACUUCCAUUGUAACUGCCUCACUGUAACCUCAAUUUUUCUUUUCGUAAAGAAAAGGACAGAUGAUUAAUUUAAUUUAAAAUAUUUUUUUUAGUACUCAACAUUAUGCCACAAAUGCUGUUGACUAAACUUGUACUGAACCUGGAAUAUAGGAAUGGGCCAAAAUUUCAGCAACUUAUUGUGAGAAGCUUGUGGAAGGCUACCCAAAACGUUUGACCAAAGUUAAACAAUUUAAAGGCAAUGCUACCAAAUACUAACAAAGUGUGUGUAAACUUCUGACCCACUGGGAAUGUGAUGAAAGAAAUAAAAGCUGAAAUAAUUCAUUCUCACUACAA